UCGAAAUCUCGAUCGAUAACUCGUCGUCAUUACCGGUGUAGAACGACACGACGCAGGGUUUCCCGAAAGGUUACUCGACUUCCGGUGAAAUCGAAGGAAUCACCGCGGAAAUGAUGGCAGACGAAGCUCGGAACCUUUCGGUUGGACGAUCUCGAAGCAACGCGACACGCGAUUCGAUCGACACGCGACCUCACUCACCCAGCUUCUCUGUUUCUGUCUGCCCGUCUCUCUGCCUCUCUCUGUCUCUUUACCCCGACUUCACGACCGUUGUCGCUGCUGCACACGCAACCCCCGUAUUCGAUUCUACCCGUUUCCGGCCAACGCCGUGCGAGCACGGCGACGCAACCCUGGACGACACGAAAACAGUGACCCCGACAGACGCUGCAAUCAGCACGACCAGCACCGUGAUGUCGACCGGUUCCGCGCCCAUCGCCAUCUCCACCCCGGUUAACUUCGCCGCCGGCCCAGUGAGUCCACCUCCGUUGACCUUGGCCGCCGGUCCAGGCCCAUCUCAUCAAGAGCAACCAGUGACGACCUCAGCGGCCAAGGUCACGAGCUACCCGGCCGUCCUGAAGGGCAGGACCGCCGCCAGUCCACCGAAUCCGAAUCUGGUACCUUCCGGCAAGAUUCCACCUCCUGUUCCGCCAAGAGGCACAGGUCAAUCGAGGACCACGAGGUCCUCCGAGGAACACCGUGGCCCUGGAACGGCCACCUCGACGUCCUCGAUGACAUCCAGCCGAGGUGGCACCCUUCCUUCCACUUGUUCCACCCCGCCCCCGCCCUUCGACGAUGCAGUGCGUUCGAACGACCAAACCCUGGCUUCCGGUGGUCAACUUCAACAGGGUGCACCGACCACCAUCUUAGCGAGCAGCCUGAGCAGUGCUCAGUCGAAGCAGAACAAAGUCGUGCAUCACGUCACUCUCACGAAGACUUAUCACGAUGCCGUGAGCAUAUCCGACGUGCACUUGGAGAGCAGCGGGAGCGGAAGCGGAAGUGGCGGAAGGGAAACGAAGUCGUCGUUGAGCGUGGAAAGCGGUGGCAGCAGUCGAGGUGGCGGUGGUCUGACGUGGACUCCACCGGCAGGUAGCGCGGAAGGCUCGACGCCCACCUGGACAGAGGGCACGCCGUCCUUCACCGAGAGUUCCAGCAGCGGUGACGCAGGUUGCCCGACCACGCCGAUCAGGGGUAGCCAUCGUCAGGAUGACGGCGGGAGGAUCGCUGCCACCGUUGAGGAGGCGCUAGCCAGUCUCACUACGGAAAUGAGAGAAACGAACAGCAAGACGAGGAAUCUCGUGGAUCAGAGAACGUCCCUCUCGAGAUACAGACAAGUGAGAACGAGUUUCAAACGCGCCAGCACGAACCACGUGUCGAUCUUGAGGAGCGUGCAAAGAGUGUUGAGCGUGCAGCGCCGGGAGCCAUAAGGAUCGGAAAGAAGCGGGACCUGUAAGACGAAUCGCGGUCUUUCGGGAACAAUUCAACGAGCCUCGCGCGUACACGCGCGGUAACAAUCGCGGUAAUAUACUGCGUAGAGAGCGGAUGCGAAAGAUCUAGGAUCGCGUGACCGGCAAGCAAACGCAGGAUUGUCGUCGAGAUCUGUGAUCAUGCGAAAAGCGUCUUAAGAAAAAGUUCUUCCUUUCAUAUUCAGCGUUAGGCGAGCGAUAUUUUUAGCUUAUUUUUACUAUUUGGUAAAUUUUUUUCUUUUUUUUCUCUUCCCUUUUCUAGUAUCAUCGAGACGUAGAGUUUAGCGAAACGAUGACUGUGCCUGUUUAAUCGGUUUUCACGAUAUUCGGACACAACUUCGAUCUUAAUCCUCUCGUGAUUGUAGAUCAGCCUUGCGUCUAAGUGUCUACUUAACUAACCGCGUAAGACUUCGUCUUUCAUAUAUUUCCUUUUUGUUUUCUUUUUUCUUUUUCGUUGCAUCAACGUCGUCGUGUCAUACGUUUUGAUAAUCAUAUAUCGUGGAAUAAGAAGAUAGAGACGAAAAUAAAACCUCGCGUUGAGGGAAUUAUCGAAGCAAUAUCACGGUCGAGAGGAGGAUAGACUCCUCGCAUAAUUUUGUAACGUGGAUACAAUCGUACCAAGGAAUUGGCAGGACGAAUAACGGCGAUUUUAUGGAUCGGCUCGUUUCGCGAUCGUUCCAGCAACUACUUUACCUCUCUUCGAGCUUCUUCCCUCCGAUCCUCGAGAUUUUCUGGCUGUUCAUAUUGCUGCGCGUUCUAGUGUAUACCCCCCGUAGCGUUUUUAUUCGAACGACGAAGGACAAAAGAGUCUCGAGGAUGGUCCCUGAACCGUAACGGGAGAAGAAGCCGAAGAGCACUCGGGGAAUACGACGAAACUGCGAGACAUUUUUUCGAUUUCUUCGAUUUUCUUUUUAUUUUCUCCUUCGAAGUACACUUUGCGAGUUAUUCCUUCGACCUCUUCGAAAUUUCGUAGGCAAAACUGUAGUAGCUUUCGACGGAGCGCGAUUCAUCCCCGUUUAGGUAUCACGCGACGCGUUACCCGAGCUCAGGUUUUCGAGUUUGUUACCCGAAAGUCGAACCUCUUAGCCGUGGAGUGAAAUUUCGAGCAGAUUUCUGCGAUCGUGGAGGAAUCGCGAGACCAAAUGUGCCAUUGAAGAUGUUCGAUUGCGCGUAGAAACGCGAGGUUGCUACGGCAAUCACGAACGAUCGCAGUCGCAGGGAUGAACAACCCUUUAACCGUGCGACACGUGUCAACGAGUAGCAUGUACGAUUGACAGAGACACGUGGAUGAUGGAUUUCACGAUGAAAGCUUAGUUUUUCGCGUUUCGUCGCUGCGUAUCGAAGUUUCGUCGCGAUUCUUCGUUUGAAAUUCGAUCGCCAGGUUAAAGGGUUGAAAAGCGGCGAGCGAACGACAGUCAUGGAUCGGUUGCGCCAUCGCCAUCUUCCCUCGAGUGUCGCGUUUCCGAUUUAAGCACGGCCCGAGAGCGUUCUGCCACUAUUUUUACUGAUUUCUAUUCCACGGGAGUUUUCCUUUUCUAUUUCCGUUGCGCGAAGGAAAGGAGGUAGGAGGAGAAAGCAUCCCCAGGGACGUCGUCGCGACAGCCGGUCCGUUUCUGCUUUCCCGUUCGAGAGCCACGUUACGGAAACGUAUAAAUAUAUAAGGUUACGUUGAAACGUCGAGGCUAAACGAUACGAAAAGGUUCACCGCGCGAUGAUUCGUAAGCGAUCGUUCAACCGUGCUGUUACGAACAAAUUUGUCACUUAACCGAGAAUCCUCGGCGAUACGAUAAUAUUACGAUUAUGAUCAUUAUGAUUACUACUAUCACCAUGAUUACUGAUAUUAUUUAAAUAAAGCAGUUACUAUUA
Eufriesea mexicana is the source of this 3326-nucleotide messenger RNA. Its product is annotated as mucin-5AC. The coding region runs from base 111 to 1421 and encodes 436 amino acids. The record is from RefSeq and is a predicted model, not a curated record. The transcript is spliced from 5 exons. Lineage: Eukaryota; Metazoa; Arthropoda; Insecta; Hymenoptera; Apidae.